Apis florea (little honeybee) is the source of this 923-nucleotide messenger RNA. RefSeq names its product RRP15-like protein. NCBI's taxonomy places the organism in Eukaryota, Metazoa, Arthropoda, Insecta, Hymenoptera, Apidae. Gene Ontology annotation, biological process: maturation of 5.8S rRNA; maturation of LSU-rRNA. The record is from RefSeq and is a predicted model, not a curated record. Gene Ontology annotation, cellular component: preribosome, large subunit precursor.
UCUUAUGAAAUUGUACGAAAGAUGUCGCCACAUGUCCAUAUAUCUAAUGAUUGAAUUCUUUUUUUUCAUAAUUAAAAUAUUUUAGUAUUGUAUAUUUUUUAAUUUUUCAAUCAAGUAAAGAGUGUGUGAUCAAUACUAUAACAAACAUCUUAAUAUUAUCGAAAAAAUCAAAGAAAAAUGCAUAUAGAAAAAGAAUUUGAAGAUGACAUUAAAAGUGAUGCCGGAGGAAAUUCAGGAUGGGCAGAUGCUAUGCGUAAAAUUCUACAAACAAAAAAGCCAAAACGUAAAAAGACAAUAGUUUUAUCAAAAGCGAAAAAGUUAUGUGAUACAAAAGAGAAAGAAGAUAAAGAAAGUUCACUAUUUGAUAUUGAGAAAGUAAAAGAAGAAGUAAAAGAAAUAAAAGAAGAAGAAGAUGUUGUUAAAAAACCAAAGGAAAAAAAGUUAGGUAUUAGAGUAAAACCAAGUAUAAUGGAUAGAGAACGUGAGAGAACAUUACAAAAAAUUGCUACAAAAGGUGUAGUACAAUUAUUCAAUGCUGUUAAACAACAGCAAGGUGAAAUUAAUAAAAAAUUAUCUGAAGCUGGUCCAUUAGAAAGGAAACGUGAACAAGUAUUAAGAAGUAUUGAUAAGACUAAAUUUUUGGAUGUUCUUAUGGGAGGAAGUAAAAGUAUUUCAGUAGAUAAUGAUGUAAAAAAUGAAGAGCAAGAAAAUAAAAAACUUGAAAAGAAAAAAGAUAAAGAAACUUGGAGCGUGUUAAGAGAAGAUUUUGUAAUGGGAACAAAAUUAAAAGAUUGGGAUCGUAAAGAACAAGACGAAGAUUCUUCAGCAAUUGAAGAUAUGGAUAGUGAUGAUUAAAUUGUAAAAAAAUAUAAAAUAUAAAAUAAUUAUGUAAAUAUAAGAAAUAAUUCAUAUAAAAUUUUAUG